Molecule: messenger RNA, 984 nt
Organism: Puccinia graminis f. sp. tritici CRL 75-36-700-3
Lineage: Eukaryota; Fungi; Basidiomycota; Pucciniomycetes; Pucciniales; Pucciniaceae
Exons: 5
Coding region: 1-984 (327 amino acids)
Source: RefSeq, a predicted model, not a curated record
AUGAAACGGAUGCGAUGCGUGCAUCGGUAUCGCAUCGCAUCGGGCGUUUAUCGCAUCGCAUCGCAAGAUGCGAUGCGGGGCCCCGCAUCGCAUCGCCCGCAUCGUCAUAACCGAUGCGGAGAAUCGGCAUCGCAUCGAUUUUCCGAUGCGAUGUCCGAUACCUGGCUUGCGAUGCCGAUGUUAUCGGCAGGGCGAUCACCAAUCCUUUCAAACGGUACUCGUCACACUCCAUUGGAAGUCAAGGUUCGAUUCCACAGACCAGCCCAGCCUUUCAAAUCCGGUACCUACGGCUUGAAGGACUCGCACCUCAACUCAUCGGAUGAGAGCAGUGACGAGGAUCGAUCGAUCAAGACUCGUGAUGAUACCGUCAACUGCGCUGGUUUGUCGGCCAUCUCCAAGGAUCGACCACCUGAAGGGCUCUCUGACCCUCCAGUGUUCAAUACGUCCAUCUCACCCACUCGUCCUAACGUCAACUCAAACGCUUCUGUCAAGGAUGUUUCGGUCGUGACGACUAUCACCAGUCAGACUCAAUUCACUGAGUCAUUGAACCGAUUACCUGAGAGCCUCGCCAAGACCAUCCAGUCUCCGAAAAUGAAGCGCGUACAUAAAUCUAGUGGCGAGCAAGGAACGCCAAGGAAUCGCGCUGCUUUGGGUGGGAACUCGACUUCAAGGGACCCACAAGCACCUCCUGUAGCAGUAGCUGAUGAAGCAGAUCGUGCUCUUUUAGCAACUUACGUCUCAUACGAGCGUGAAAAUAGAGCUAACUCGCCUUUAAAGGGCCCUCUAUCGUAUAGAAUCGGCUUUGCGCUUGGAACCCGAUGCAAACCAUGCUUAAGGGAUCGAUGCAUCGCAUCGCUUAAGCGUGUAUCGCUAAAACGAUGCGAUACCGAUACAGGGCGAUUUAUCGCAUCGUAUCGCAUCGUUUCAUCGUUGCUACACGGGAAAGGAGCCCAAAUUCUACAUGCAAGACUGAAUUAUGCAUGA